Molecule: messenger RNA, 1657 nt
Organism: Oryza brachyantha (malo sina)
Lineage: Eukaryota; Viridiplantae; Streptophyta; Magnoliopsida; Poales; Poaceae
Product: AT-hook motif nuclear-localized protein 10-like
Exons: 6
Coding region: 200-1348 (382 amino acids)
Molecular function (GO): minor groove of adenine-thymine-rich DNA binding
Source: RefSeq, a predicted model, not a curated record
GGAGGCAGGCCGCAGGCGGCAGCGAGUUAUUACCUCGAUAUCUCGCGUUUUCUCGUCACCCAGAUCUGAUCUGACCUCUCUUCACAGUGAGAGCUCACGUACAGCCGCCGCGGCGAACGGUGCAUGUGAACUGUUCGGCGAAACGCGGAGGUGAGCGGCGGCGGCUCCGGUUUAGGGAGGCUAGGGUUUCGCCGCGGGGAUGGAUGGCCGGGAGCAGCAGCAGCAGCCGCCGCCGCAUGUGAGCUCGCCGCCAUCGUCCGGCGGCGUCAUGAUGCCGCAGCACGCCUACGGUGCCGCUCCGCCGGCGAUGCAGCCUGGCUCGGCUAAUGUUAUGCACGGGGUGCCGCUUUCCUUUAAUCCCAUGGCGUCACCCACGGCCUCGUCGCCCAUGAAGCCCGCGGAUAUGGCGGGAGGCAUGUACCGCGCCGAUCCCGCCGUGCCGGGCAUGCAUCAGCAGCAGCCGCCCGGUUCGGGCGGUGGCGCCGCGGCGGCCGGCGGGGAGCUUGUGAAGAAGAAGAGGGGGAGGCCGAGGAAGUACGGUCCUGACGGGAGCGUCGGGUUGGGACUGAAGCCCGCGGCCGCAGCAGGGACGGAGGCGGGCGGGACGUCCGGUGGUGCAGGAUCGAACUCGAAUCCUGACGGGAAGCGCAGAGGGCGACCCCCAGGGUCCGGGAAAAAGAAACAGCUUGAUGCUUUGGGAUCUUCCGGGACAUCUUUUACUCCCCACAUAAUAACAGUGAAACCUAAUGAGGAUGUCGCUUCAAAAAUAAUGGCCUUUUCACAACAAGGGCCUCGCACUACAUGCAUAAUAUCCGCAAAUGGAGCUCUUUGCACAGCAACACUACGCCAACCAGCAACUUCUGGUGGUAUAGUAACAUAUGAGGGCCACUUCGAUAUUCUCUCUCUAUCGGGCUCAUUUCUGCUCGCAGAGGACGGUGACACUCGUAGCAGAACAGGUGGUUUGAGUGUGGCACUUGCCGGAAGCGAUGGACGUAUAGUUGGAGGUUGUGUUGCUGGCAUGCUGAUGGCAGCAACGCCCGUGCAGGUUGUAGUGGGGAGUUUCAUUGCUGAAGGUAAAAGAACCAAAGAAGAACAACUGAAACGUGAACCAACAUCUGCCCCGACCCCGGCCCACGCGGCUGGCUUCGGUGCAGCCACUGCUGCCAGUCCUCCCUCAGAUGGAUCAUCAAGCGACCACUCUGAUGACCCAGGGAGCCCCAUGGGACCUAAUGGAAGCACAUUCAACAACUCAGGUCAUCCAAUGCAUUCUUCGUUUCCUCCUGUUAGCUGGUCGCUAUCUGGGAAUCAAGGCCGUUACGAUCCCGACCUGAAGAUGAUGACCGACUAGUUAAUCCAGUGGUUUUAAGCCUUGUUAGCAGUUGACCCAGUAGAGUUUAGGGAUUCAGUGCUUCCUGCACCGGCACCACCGGCAGCGUUUGCCAAUAAUCCGGUGCGCUAGUAGUAAUCACAAAGCCUGAACAAAGAGUCAGGAACAAUAAGCCUAUCAGGUACUAGCUAAUCUGUAUUUUCUCUAUCGGUAGCAUGCUUUGUCAGUUAUGUCAGGUCUAGUUGUAUGGUUUCCUUACGAAUGAUUGUAUUCUUCCUAGUAUUGGCGUGGGCAUCUUAAUUAAUCUUGGAAUGGCAUGUUCUUGUUGGA